Molecule: messenger RNA, 9796 nt
Organism: Clarias gariepinus (North African catfish)
Lineage: Eukaryota; Metazoa; Chordata; Actinopteri; Siluriformes; Clariidae
Gene: mast1a
Product: microtubule associated serine/threonine kinase 1a
Exons: 27
Coding region: 314-5638 (1774 amino acids)
Biological process (GO): peptidyl-serine phosphorylation; intracellular signal transduction
Molecular function (GO): protein binding; ATP binding; protein serine/threonine kinase activity
Source: RefSeq, a predicted model, not a curated record
GCUAAUCAGCUCGAUAGUGCUGGGUCUCUAUAGGGCCUGUACAUAUAUAUUUACAGUAUAUAUGCGCGCGCAUCAUUUCAGGCGAUUUGGGACGCGGCCGCAAUCUCACGCAUAAGCCUUCGAGGCAAAACGCGCUCGAGAGGCUCUUUAGUCGCCAUGGAGACGCAGAGAUAAGACAGGAGAGGAUGACAGGCGUAGACCGGAACUCCCGGUGGCUGUAAACAAACCCUAUGGGCAGGUUGUCAGGUCAGUGCAAAUCUAAAGAAACGGGUCUCUGGAUGGUAUUGGUGCCGCUCAGGCAGAGGGACGGAAGAUGACCGACAGGGCAGGUGGUAGUGCAGCGGGGGACGACUCAGGGAUUAUCCGCCGCCGGAGGAUGCAGAAGGAUCUGCCAUUGCCACGGAAGAGCAGCGGCUGUCGCACCAGUAACAGGAAGAGUCUAAUCCUGACCAGUACUUCCCCGACCCUGCCGCGACCCCACUCACCGUUACCUGGACACAUAGGAAGUAGUCCACUGGACAGUCCUCGAACCUUUUCACCCAGCGGCCCCGCCCACUUCUCGUUCACCCCCUCUAGAAGGGCUGAUGGACGGCGCUGGUCUCUGGCUUCACUGCCGUCUUCUGGAUACGGCACCACCACACCCAGCUCCACGUCGUCGAGCUCGUCUCAGGAGCGUCUGCACCAGCUGCCCUUCCAGCCCACCAUGGACGAGCUGCACUUCCUGUCCAAACACUUCGGCAGCACGGAGAGCAUGACGGACGACGACGGACGCAGGUCGCCGCACGUACGGCCGCGCUCGAGGAGCCUCAGUCCGGGACGCUCGCCCUCCUGCUACGACAACGAGAUUCUCAUGAUGAACCAUGUCUAUAAGGAGAGAUUCCCAAAGGCCACGGCGCAGAUGGAGGAGCGCCUGGCGGACUUCAUCCAGUCCUACACUCCGGAGAACGUGCUUCCGCUGGCCGACGGCGUCCUGAGCUUCAUCCACCACCAGAUCGCCGAGCUGUCCCGGGACUGUCUGACCAAAUCCCGCGAGGGCCUCAUCACCACCGUCUACUUCUACGAACUGCAGGACAACCUGGAGAAACUCCUGCAUGACGCGUACGAGCGAUCCGAGAGCUCCGAGCUCACCUUCGUCACAGAGCUGGUUAAGAAGCUCCUUAUCAUUAUUUCCCGACCCGCAAGACUUUUGGAGUGUUUGGAGUUUAACCCGGAAGAGUUUUAUCACCUGCUGGAGGCAGCGGAGGAUCACGCCAAAGAGGGACACCUGAUGAAGACCGACAUCCCGCGCUACAUCAUUAACCAGCUCGGUCUUACACGAGACCCACUGGAGGACAUGGUGAACCUGGACAGCUACGACAGCGAGGGGCCACACACACCUGAGACCGACGACUCGGCGGAGGGAAAGAUGAAGGCCAUGAAGCCACCCUGUGAAUCAGACUUUCAGACCAUCAAGUUGAUUAGCAACGGAGCCUAUGGGGCAGUGUAUCUGGUGAGGCACAGAGAAACUCGGCAGCGUUUCGCCAUGAAAAAAAUCAACAAGCAGAACCUGAUCCUGAGAAACCAGAUCCAGCAGGCGUUUGUAGAGAGAGACAUCCUGACCUUUGCUGAAAACCCAUUCGUCGUCAGCAUGUUCUGUUCGUUCGAGACUCGCAGACACCUCUGCAUGGUCAUGGAGUAUGUGGAGGGUGGAGACUGUGCCACCCUGCUGAAGAACAUUGGCGCGUUACCAGUGGAAAUGGCUCGGAUGUACUUCGCUGAGACAGUCCUGGCGCUGGAGUACAUCCACAACUACGGCAUCGUACACCGAGACCUCAAGCCAGACAAUCUGUUGAUUACAUCGAUGGGCCACAUUAAACUGACUGACUUCGGCCUCUCUAAGAUGGGUCUCAUGAGCCUCACCACAAACCUUUACGAGGGCCACAUCGAGAAGGACGCUCGCGAGUUCCUGGACAAACAGGUCUGUGGCACCCCGGAGUACAUCGCCCCGGAGGUGAUCCUGCGGCAGGGUUAUGGGAAACCUGUGGACUGGUGGGCUUUGGGAAUUAUUCUCUAUGAGUUCCUGGUAGGAUGUGUGCCUUUCUUUGGGGACACACCUGAGGAGUUAUUCGGCCAGGUGAUCUCAGACGACAUUGCUUGGCCCGAGGGAGAUGAAGCGUUGCCUAGCGACGCCCAGAACCUGAUUUCCACCUUGUUGCAGACCAACCCGCUGGUGCGAUUAGGAACAGGAGGAGCAUACGAGGUGAAGCAGCACUCAUUCUUCGCCGAUCUGGACUGGAACAGUCUGCUGAGGCAGAAGGCGGAGUUCAUCCCUCACCUAGAGUCGGAGGAGGACACCAGCUACUUUGACACCCGCUCUGAGCGUUACCGGCACGUUAACUCAUACGACGAGGACGACACGAACGACGACGAGCCGGUGGAGAUCAGACAGUUCUCCUCUUGCUCUCCACGCUUCAGCAAGGUGUACAGCAGCAUGGAGCACCUGUCACAGCUGGAGCAGAAAGCAACGGUGGUGACCCGGCGAGAGCAUAAAGGACGUCGCGAAGACAAAAUGGCUAAGAGAGAGAGCCUCGGCAGCUUUAGCAAGAGCUGGAGGACAGGGUCACCAGAGAUGAAGCGUCUGUCGUGUUCUGAGUCUCUGUAUAUGGAAGGAGAUUCCAGUCCUCCACUAGGCGCCAGACGACGCUUUUCUGCGUUGAUGGACACGCACCGUUUCGCCUCGCCUCUAGAGGGCGAUGGAGAGACGCAGCCUCAACAAAGUGGAGCUAAAAGUCGGGGGUCAUCACUAGAGGGUACCACUGCACCGUCAUCACCCAUUGCUAGUGAACCUAUCACGUCAGUAAAGGAGGCGCCAGGAGUGAGUGUGGGAGAUAAGCCAAAAAAACUCUGUGAGGUAUCAGCACCACAACCCAUUCCAUCAGCCACAGGUGCAGCAGCAGUACCGGUUUUCCGCGACGCUGUUGUCAUGGGGGAAUCCCCCAGCCAGAGGGCCACCAAUGACCUAGUUCUAAGGCGAGCACGCCACCAGCAGCUCACUGGAGACAGCGAGAAACGAACCACACGUCCUGGCAACAAAGUCAUCAAAUCUGCCUCAGCUACUGCACUGUCUGUCAUUAUUCCAUCAGUCGAGCAGCAUGCUAGCUCACCUCUGGCUAGCCCCAUGUCUCCUCGCUCAGUCUCGUCCAACCCAUCUUCACGAGACUCAUCCCCAAGCCGAGACUACGGCCCUACGGUUAGCGUACUCCGCUCCCCCAUCACUAUCCAGCGCUCUGGCAAAAAGUACGGCUUUACACUGCGGGCCAUCCGCGUCUACAUGGGGGACAGUGAUGUUUACAGUGUCCAUCACAUGAUCUGGCACGUAGAGGAAGGUGGUCCGGCUCAGGAGGCAGGAAUGUGUGCAGGCGACCUAAUCACACAUGUCAAUGGAGAAUCUGUGCAUGGAUUGGUUCAUACAGAAGUGGUGGAGCUCAUUCUGAAGAGUGGCAAUAAGGUGACUGUCACCACCACGCCCUUCGAGAACACAUCGAUCAAAGUGGGUCCUGCUCGCAGAUCCAGCUACAAAUCCAAGAUGGCCAGACGCAGUAAAAGAACAGUCAAAGAGGGACAGGAAAGUAAGAAACGAAGUUCUCUGUUCCGCCAGAUAACCAAGCAGUCGAAUCUUCUGCACACUAGCCGUAGUCUAUCAUCUUUAAACCGCUCUUUGUCCUCUAGUGAGAGUUUGCCCGGCUCUCCUACACAUAGUCUGUCUGCCCGGUCACCCACUCAAAGCUACCGCUCCAGUCCUGACUCCUCUUACCUAGGUGCCUCCUCUCAGAGCAGCUCUCCAGCCUCAAGCACACCAAAUUCCCCUGCUGCCUCCCAGCACAUGCGUCCUAGCUCUCUCCACGGCCUAUCCCCCAAACUGCACCGUCAGUACCGCUCAGCCCGGUGCAAAUCCGCUGGCAACAUCCCUCUGUCCCCUCUUGCACAUACGCCAUCACCGACACAGUCUUCACCUCCGUCCUUGUCGGGUCACACAGUUGGAAGUUCCAAUAUGACCCAGAGCUUCCCUGUCAAGCUUCACUCAUCUCCUCCUAUUACAAGACCGAGGCCCAAGAGUGCCGAACCACCCCGGUCUCCCCUUCUCAAACGGGUGCAGUCAGCAGAGAAGCUCGGGUCGCCUUUAUCUUCUUCUUCAUCUUCCACUGACAAGAAAGGCGGAAUUGGGGCAAUGAGAAAGCACAGUCUGGAAGUUGGCCAUUCGGAUUAUCGUAAGGAGGGCUUCCAUUGUGAGCUAGGUCUUCAAAGCUUGUUGGAAACAGAAGGGGAGAAUCUGGCGUCGACCUCUGCAACAACCCCAUCACCUACCCGGCCAACAAUUCCAUCACCCAUGGAGACAGGUGUUUUUAAGCCAGUAAGGAAACUGGGCAGGCAGGAGUCCCCAUUGAGUAGAGAUGCUUUGCUUGCUGGAAGAGUAAAGGAAAAGGACAAUGGCAGGGUAAAACCUGGUGAUUUAACCCUGGCAAGUGACAGUAAACUGGCAAUUGUCUUGGAGAAGUCACCACCUGCUACUGAGGCUCAGCAAGAUACCAUGAGCAAGAAAGUCCCAGAAGAGAUAUCAAGUCACAUAAGAUCUCUCAUUGUUGACGUGGCUCAGCGAUCACCAUCCAUACCAAGAGAUACAAGCCUAGCUAAACUUGAUCAGCCUGUUGUGACCAAACCUUCACCUGUUGCACCAGAGUCUAAACUUAGUGUAGCGCCAUUAAUUCCAUCCCCUCUGACGUCUACUCCAAAAACCACAGAACUUACUCCAAGUGUUACCGUAGGAGGUAAGCAUCAAAUUUGUGACACCAAGUCUCCAAGCAUGAUUGUCCAAACCCAGACACCAGGGACUGCCAAAGCUCACCAGAGUUCUUUCAGUCUUGUCAAGGACUUGCAAGUAAAAGAGUCUGAAAAGAAAGCAGAAAUGAAAGAAAUGAAACUAGAGACAGGAAAGACUGUUGCUCCUGUUAAGUCUGGUGGGCCAAGCAGUGGCCCUGUAAAGGCAUCUCCACUUCCUGACAAAGUCCCAGUGACAACCACAGAAGUACCCAGAGUUAUCAAGGGACCAUCAAAUGGAGACACACUAAAAAAGUCAGGAUCAGAGACCCAUAGUAGGACUUCAGUGAGAUCUGGCUUACCUCCUUCCAAGGGGGUUGUUUCACCCUUCCCACCCCAGGUCCAAUCUCCUGCUCUGGGCAAGCUACGACAAGACAAGGGCCUUACUCCAGUCAACUGCUACCGAGGCACCUUGGACUGGGAAGACAAGUGUCUCUUGGAGGUUGUUGAGGAGCAUUCUCCUUCUCCUACACCAUCUCCUACUGGAGCCACUCCUAGCCUGUCAAAAUCACCUCUCCAACCUGUAGUAACUCAAUCCUUAUCACCUGGUGACAAAAGUGGCUUAACUAGUGUGUCGAAAAUUGGGCAAGAAGCAGCCAAAGUGUUAAUCCAGGGGGUUGCAAAGGACAAGGAGGCUGUUAAAUCAGCAGAGCAAACCAAGGCUGUUGCACAAGGAAAGACAGAAGUUUCAGCUGGGAGUAGCCCAAACGUGAAAGUAGCAACACGAAGCCCUACCGGCACAAUACCACAGAAAAAGAAUGGAAGCACGAAGAAUGGCUUGUGAUGUUUCAGCACAGUCUGCUUUUGCCUUUAUUGCAGAUUUAGCACUUAAACACAUCAGGACAAAAAUAUUAAGAUCAAGCAAGAGAUGAGACAAAACAUUUGUGCAGAAGUUCUUCUAAUAACAGUUUUAUUUACUGUAUAUAAGAAAAAAUAGUAGAUGUAUUACAGUUAUGUGUGUUGAGAAUGAUGAGUGUUGCUUGAUUGGCAAGGUGAAAAAGAAAGUGCAAAGUGCUUUAACAGAUCAAAUAAUGCUGAAGUCCGUAAAUGCAGAUACGUUGCUUACGAAAAAUGAUUUGUUCCUGAGACAUUCACUAAACAAACAAUACUGCAAUGAUCUUACCAUUGGUUAUACUUAUGAAAGAGUUAUUUCUCUUGAGUUAGAUGCCUCUGUGUGUGAUUAGCAUGCCGUCCAGUGAUUAUGCAGCUAGCGCUCAAACUGCCUGUGGCUUCUUCUUAAGCUGUGUAGGUGGGGGUGGGGGAACAAAACAUAAAAACCCUGAAAGAUUUCAUUUCCGUCAGCCCAUAAACCAACAGACGAUGAUUUAAAAAGGAAAGCCGUGAGUUAAGAUGGUUUUGAAUUAUGAUACACUGCAUGCAAGUAAGAAGUGUAGCCUUCUUAUCAGGUGCCAACAGGAGGCCUGGCAUAGUAGCCCAGUGACAGCUUCCUUCAUCGCAGCUUAAACAGCGCUGAUAUAAUCGCUGACUGGGGCUCAUUAUAGUACCCGUUUGUGGGCUUUGUAUCCGCUCUGUUAAACAGGUGCCUUUCAGCUGGGUUUGCUGAGAUACGUUCACAACUGCGCUGUCAGAACGGAUAAAGAGGAAAGGUCCUAAUGGAAAAAGCAACGUUUUGCACUUUUUGAAAUGUAUUUAGCAAAGCGUGUAGACGAGCAACAUGGUUAAACACACGAUUUCAGUUCCCAUUUAUAGUCAAGGACGUUUUUGCUUGAAGUAUUGUAACACAUUUCAAUAUGUUAUAGAAAUCAUUUAGCAAAAAAAUAAAUAAAAGAAAUGCAAGCACCUUUCAUGUCAAAACCCACACCUUGGUGGAUAAGGUAACUCUAUUAUCACAAAUAAUUUUAUGAUUAAGAUUUGGUAUGAUAUCUACUUUUAACCUGAGACAUUCCCAAUAUAAUAGAAAAAAAGAUGACAGGUAAAAUAUGUUGUUUAUUUACUAGAGCUAAGAUGUAUAGAUCUAUACCGAUAAUGUUUGGGCAUAAAAUACAGAGAUCAAUUUAUAAUUGUUCAUGUAUUAUACAAUAAGUAUCCCAGUUAAGCUAGCAGUGUUGUUUCCCUUGGGGUCUCUCUUUGUGUUUUGUGUGGUCUUAGUAUAAAGAGGCCUGAACACUAACACAUUUAGUUUAUAACAUCAUUUUUGUCAUUAGUCUGGUGAAUUUUCUUAAAUACUGUAUGCAGCCAUUUAAAAAAUUCCUUUACUUCUCCAGAAUGGCACAAUAACAGUGUAAGUUGGAGUACACUGACAUCUGGUGGCUAAACAGCACAUUGUCAUUAUCAUGAUGCUUGCAUUUUGUUUGAUUUAGAGCCCUCUGCUGCCUGGAAGGUGAACUACAAGUGCAGUGAAUGCGUACAAGUUUUUUUUUUUUUUUCAUUACUUUACAGGGAAUUAUAGACUCAGUGGUAGUUUUUUUUAUGUGCCAUGCAAAAGGCCUGAGUUCAAUUUCCACUCAAUGCCCAAACCCCAACCACAGGAUGCAGUGCAGGUCCCAAACCCGGAUAAAAUGGGAGGGUUGCACCAGGAUGGGCAUUUAGUAUUAAAAAACAACAACAACAACAAAAACCUGUAUUGUGCAGAUCAGAUGGUCAGCUGUUGCAGCCAACAACAACUUUAAAUCAACUCCACCUUGUUUGUUGUAGGUCUGCAUCAUGGUUUUGCCUUAGAAAGAAAAUGACAUGACUGAGCAGAAAAAGAAAAGAUGAGGAAGAAACUAGAGAUAUCAUUUGCAUAACAAAGGUUGAAAUCAGUUGAUCGUUUUAGAUUCAUAAAUCAAAGACAAACUGCACCUUUAAGAGUGAUGACGUAGGAGCCACUGCUUUCAGUUUACUAAUUAUACUAAUCAUGUGCACAGUCAUCUGAGCGUCUGCUUCCUGAUUGGGGUAUUGAUUGUGAAUUUCGGAUGUCAUGUAGCCUGAUUACUCGACUGAUGUAUUUUAGGUAGACAGCUGUGUAUUGAUUUAUGGAUUUUUAGGGAUGAAGUCCAAUAAGGCAGUUUGUAUGUAUGUGUGUGUGUAUUGAGCCUGUCAGGGGAAGAGUGCUAAUAAGCACGAUGCUCUUUCUUUUGUCAUAAUCCUCUCUGUUUGGAAAGAAGUUGAUGGGAGGAAGGAGUUUUCACUGAUUUUCCCAUCGUUCUUAUGUGUACUGAUACAGCAAAGAGCAUACUUAAACGAUGCAUGGACUUCAGAAAGCAUCUCUGUGACAGAUAGUAGCUGGAAACACUGUAGGUCCUAAUUUGAACAAAAUGGAUUUUACUUUUAGGCUCAGGGGUUCAAGAAAGGAAAAUCCUGACAAAUAUCAAAUGUAUGUAGUUUGCACCUUUACAGCAAAAUGAAGUAGUGGUUGGUUUGAAAAGUGUGUAAGCGUUUCCAUUUUGCACUUGAGUUAUGAGGCUGAUGAUGGAAUGGAAGUCAGUGUUUUAAUGUGUCAAAGUGAAGAACGACUUCAAAAAAUAUCUUCAUGAUAUUUCACUAGAUCAAGCACUAUAAAUAUGAUCAAGAUGAAAGUGCUGUGUGAGAGAGAGAGAGAGAAAGAGAGGUUAGUAAAGCAAGAAAAACUACAAGUCAAAAGAAUGUUUUUGUGGCAUCAUAGUUCCAGUUCCUUUGGUUCCUGUUUGAGACUCCCAGGGUAAUGUCUGGUGGCGCUUCUCUUUCAUGUGUCCAUGUGGGUUUUUUGGGGGGGUUUGCUGGUUUCCUCCUUAUAACCUGCCAGUAAACUGGACUGACUAGUGUAAAAUGCUCCUGUGAUCCAUUCAGCAUGCAUUCUUGCUUAAUUCCCCGUUGACCCCUGGAUAGACUCCAGAUCAGCAUAAAGCUGAAAAUAAGUGUGCGACUCCAGCAGAUUUGUUUGGCACACUAAUUGGCCAGGUUUGCUUACCGUGAGGGAAUUGUACCCUGCUGCGUGAUGGAAAAAAAUUGUCUGUCAUCAUAACAUUCUUAUGUUCAGCAAUAUACUUUAAAGUCUACGAAUACAGAGUCCUAAAGCACAUCGACAAGUCUGCGUGGCAUCACUGACGCGGGUUUGAGGUAGAAACAAACACAGUAUCACACAAACAGUAAAGCGGACACCAGAACUUAUCAAAAACAUCUGUUUCUGUUUACUCGUUGGAUUUAAAUGCAACUUUCUGGUGACUAGAGCAGAACCUUGAGGGAUGCCGUAGGUCCCUAUUAAUGCUGAAUUUCAAACUUCUCUACGCAAAGCCUUAAUCAUAUCCAUAUCUUUCGAUUUUAAAGUCCAGUCAUGACUCCAUUUCGAAGAGUAUUCUCACGUAUUCAUAGCAUUUAAAAAUAACAAUUUGUUUAAUGCUAACUGACACUACGUGAUUUGGCAUUAGGAUGUGAGAACUGUUUGUAUUUCUUGUUGAUUCAAAUCAUAAGAAGACCCGUGAAGGUUUUCAGCCACACGGUAAAGCUUGCAGGUCUCUAGGCUCCUUACAGCUGGAACUCAAAACUCAUGACACGUACUAUUAAAACACAUCUUUACCAUAAAAACACAUGACUGUUACAGUAUAUCAUAUCACAAAAUUAUAAAAAAAUCCAAUUAAAAACAACAACAUUUUGUAAGGGUUUCUGUUUUACUUUGUAGCCAGGUUUUUCUGGUUUCGUAUUCCUGAUGUAAAAUGAAGAUUUGAUGAAUUACGUUCCGGCUCGUAUCAAGUAAACAGCAUCGUUUACUCCUGACUCCUAAGACAUAAUCAGUUUGUGAAUUCUCCAUGGAUUUUUUGUUUGUUUGUUCGUUUAUUUAUUUAUUUAUACCGCGAAUGCACUUUAUUUUACGUCAGAGUGAAUCUUCUUUUACGCAGAAGUUUGAUAUGUACUGUAUUCAUUCACCACGUAGAGAAAUGUACACCGAAAUGCAAAUAUUCUCUGUUUUCAUGUGAAUGUUUUAGAGAGGAAAAUAAAGGAACAAUCAUUUAUUAUGUACUGAUUA